AUGGUGCUGGUGGGCUUCUACCUGCCUCCAGAGUCUGGAGAGAGGAUGCAGCUUGGAAUUACUGUCUUGUUGGCUAUGAUAGUGUUCCUUCAGCUCGUAUACCAAAAUCUUCCAUCGACUUCAAAUAGCGCUCCCCUUUUAGGAAAGUUCUACAUCGUCACAAUGUUUCUGAUCGCUCUUUCGCUGGCUGCCACUUGUCUUGUGUUAAACUACUCCUACGGCCGCCAUUGCGAUGGUGAAAUGCCCAUGUGGGUUCGAAUGAUCAUUCUGCACUGUCUUGGUCGAGUUUUUGGAUCAUCCAACAAUUCUGGAAAAAGAAGGCGAACGUCAAUGAGUGGAAGAACGAACGAAUGGAAGAUUGCUGCCAGUAUUCUGGAUAAGUUCUUUAUGGCUUUCUUUGCAUUCAUAAUUACUGUGGUGGCAUUGUAUUUCUUUUACCAAGCCCCACACUAGUACGAAAUCAGUGUAACACAGGCCAUGUAGUCAUUCAAAACCUACUGCAAAAUACAAAGACUUUUAUGUUCCGUUUUUGUUUUAUUUUGUUUUUUUGUUUUGAGAAGUGUUUUUUUUUUCUGUUUUUUCUUUUCUUGAGAAACUUGCGUUCUCCAGUGCUAAAAUCAAGGAAGAUUUCCCUUUGUCUAGCUGGCAUGCAGCAUUUAUGAGCGAGAGGAGGCCUGCAAAAUGAACAACACGCCUACUCAGACAGUGAUAAAGUAGGGAAACAAAGUGAAAAAUAAAAUUAUGCAAAACUCAAGAUGAUGCAGGAUGAAUAAAUUGCUCAAAUGGACUCUUUCUGGUCGACAAACUCAGGUCAUCUCCUGACCCUAUGGGAGAAAUUUUUUAGACUGCGAAUAUUUAAACAAUCCACCCUCCCUCUCCCCCCCCCUAGCUGCAAAGUAGCAUCCUUGCGAUGUCGGACAGACCUUACGAGAGAGAAUUUUUUUUGCCAAUCACCACAAUAUAUAUAUCUAGAGUGCCAUUUUUAUCUCCCAUUGCGCCUCUUUUAAAAGCAGCCAAAACGAGGAAAGUGAUUAGUAAUGCUAAUGGAACUGAGUGGAAAGCAAAUUGAUUUGAAAUCCGGCAUACGCGUGAAUUUAAAAUCGAACGAGAGCGCAGCAAGUUCGCUUUGAAAUCACAAGUUUUGCAGCUGAGAUAAUGCAAUAAUUUUCCCAAGCCUUGCAACACAUGUGUUGACUGUCAUUUAAUUAUGAAUCAAUCCAAUUUUCAAUCGCUGAAUGUUUGGUUGUUGUGCAACUGAGCUAGCGCAAAAAUUUCCCAUGCGUUUCAAUACUCGUGUUGACCUUCAUUUGAUGAAAGUUUAAUCAUCUUUCAAUACAUAGCAUAUGUUUCUGCCGAGCAACUGAAUAAUCAACAAGAAUUUCCCAAGCUUUUCAAUACAUUCUUUAAACUUCGGUGGAUUAAAUUUUGAUUCUAUUUUAACAUUUCUGUACGAGUCGCGCAAAAUCCUCGCUAGGCGGUAUGAACGGGAUGAUAUCAUGUCGCAGGAAAUAAUAACAGUAAUAUGUUUAUUUUGGCUGAACGGAGUAAACUAUUGGUAGAAUGGAUGGCUUUGAUCCCUUCAGAAAACACCUAUGAAAAAUAAGUAAGAGAAAACUACAUUGAGCCUCGUUUUAAUUCUUAUCAGAAUCACGCUUGUCACGAAUAAAGCGAUAUGUGCGCGAACUUUGUGUGAAAUAUACUAGAAAAAAACCUAUUGUGGUAGUUGUAAGCUAUUUGUAUCUAGAUGUCCAAGUUAUUUUUAAAUGAGAAGAUAGGUUUUGCAUGUGGGUAGUGCGCGUUUGUUUUCUAGCAACUGAGUAAACAAAAAAAUUUCUCAAGCUUUUUAAACCUCUGUUUAGUUUUGUUUCAUUCUUAGUUAUCUUAAUUAUUGGUCCCCUGGUAUAAAUAUAAAUUAGGCCGUGAAGGAAAACUACGACUGAUGCAGUAUUUACCGUCACCGUCAAAAAGAAGCCCGUGAAGAAAACUCUGUGCACUUCUGUGAGGUAAUAGCUCAAUUCAAACGUAGAGUUUUCCAAAAGCCAUCUUAAUAGUUUAUUAAUUUUUCGCAUGGUACUAGUCAACUAAUGUAUGUCUAAAGAAGGUUGAAUAUAUCCGCACCCAUAUAAACCUUACAAUCUCCUUGCUGAUGUUGUAACUUUUCUUAAGCGUUUACUUCCACUGGGCUCGUCCAUACACCUCGUGUGUAGAAAAGCACGAGCCCAUGUAAACGCAGAAAGAGUUCUCUCUGACUAAAAUGAAAUAUUCCUCAAAAACAGCCCAGAUUGAAGGAGUUAAACCUUGUUUGCAACCAAGUAUAUCUAUUGACCAAUGAGAGCGCGUCUGGCUUCUCGCUUAUUUGAGAAAUGGUCAUGUAUUGUGUUCAACUGGUCUCUGGAAAAAAUUAAUCCCCCUCGAAAAAGCACAGGAGCUACGAAAGCCAAAGAUCUACAAGACUUUCCUCCCUCUGCGGGUGGUUGACUAUUUUUAACCAACUUAAUUGCCUCUAAUUGUUGUUUUUUUUUAACUGAUCCAAGGGAACUCACCGAACAAAAGAUGUCCCGAUUCUUGGUUCUGCUUCCAUCGCUUUUCCCGCUGUUUAUGGUGUCUGUGGUUCGUGGACGAGGUGGGUCCUCAAACAGUUUUUCUAUUCUCUGUUAUUAGGCUAAAUUAAAUGUGGUUUUAUCGAGAAACAAACGCAGAAAAAAAUUCCGUUUGUCUGCAUUGUCCAAAAUUUGAUGCAAGUAUCAAGGUUUACUUCCCUAGAAAAAGAAAAUAGAGAUACUUUCUUUGAAAAAUAUUGAUAUUGUGUGCAAACUCGAAUUCAAUUCGAAUUCGAAUUCGAAUUCGAAUUCAAACUCGCGAAUAAAAAGCAAAGAAAUGCCCGAAACAAAAGCUUCAUUUUCUGGUUCAAUGCUCUUUGAGUUUUCUUUUUCAGAUGAGCCACUUUCGCCUGAAAAGUAUCAAAGUAGGUUCGGGCUGGGUUUUCCACAAACUGGUUUAAGACAGAGAAACCAAUGGAAAAGUACUCUGAGCAGAACAUCAAAGAUGUCCACAAAAAAGGGUUUAGUAACUUACGAAUUCGAUGUAGAGCAGAUCAAAUUUAAUACUUUUUCCUAAAGGUUUUUAGUUUUAAUACUGAAUCUAAAAGUGAAAUGUGCAGUGAGAUUCGGUCGAAUUGUGGCUCAUAAAAAACUCCUCUUUUUUUCAUGACAAUUAGAAAACAAAUUGCUCAAAUUAUUAUUCAUUUAUGAAUGAACGACAGCCGAAUUCACAGGAAUAGGGGCACACUUCUUUUCUUACCACAAAGCUUGCGUUUUCCUUAUCCAAAUUGAAGAAAGCCUAAUGGUAAUGAUAUUUUUUGUGCCUUCAUUGUUCAGGCAAAACCUUCUCUUGAGCUUCAUCGUGAUUUCAGCUUGGAUUCCUUGUAUCACCGCGCUCAUUGAUUCGGUCGCACUCGCCGGUUUUUCGCCGGUUGUUCGCCGGUUGUUCGCGCUUUUUGACCGGUUUAUUGAGAAUCAGCGAAUUGAUUUUCAAAGUAAGUGAUAAAUGUCUAGGUCGCUCUCCUAAACCUAAUAAACGGUUAUGCCAUAACAGCCAUAGAGCACAUCUUCGAAGGUUUUAAAUCGGUGCCAACCCACUUUAGAUGCUAAAAGAACACUCGAAAGUUAAAAAAGCACCCGCCCCACGGCUAAUGAGUUUUGGUUUAUCACGUUAUAGAACCAAGGAAAAUGCGUUCGUUUGAUUCAUUUCUCGCUCAAGAUUAGUCAAUGUAAAAACAGGUUAUGGCGAGUAAUAAGGAAAUUACCUGUUUUACCCUCUCGUAAUUCAAGCUUUUCAAAUUAGAUAAUACACGAUAAUUUCUGAAAUGCUAAAAAUAAUCAAGCUUAGUUUGUUUGCCGCAGUUAUUAUUGAAAAUGCCGGUAAAUUCAGAUAACUCAUUGGAACAUUUUUAGUCUAAAAGAAAUGUUUUUUUUUUUUUCUGUCGUGUCACAAGUGUGUGACAAAAAGAAAUUCCAAAUCUUUAAGGAGUCAAACCUUAUACCGACGGAUUCCGCACCCUGAUGCGUAAGACCAGAUUUUUAAAGCAAAUUGAGUGUUUUUGUCUGGUUUGGGGUAUUUUUAAAAAUUGAAAUUGUUUUUUAAACGACGUUUCGAUGUGUAUCUCUUGUCUUCUCAAGGUAUUGUAUUAAAAAUCAAUAUUGGGGAUCGUUGUUUUUGCUUGGUGAAUGAACUCUGAGGCAUACGAACAUACAAUAACAUUCUAUCUAAAGCUGUCGGUCGAUUCAAUUUUUUUGCAGUAGUGAACGUGAAUAAUCCGAUUUCCCCGAAAGAGUACCAAGCUAAGAUUCGAGGAGGAUUUUCCACAAAUUGGUUCAAAUCGAAGCCACCACUGAAAAAGUACUCGGAACAGAACAUCAUAGACGUCCAUGAGAAAGGCUUUAGUAACUUAAGGCUUCGAUGCAGGGCAGAUCUGUACUCAUACGACUUCUCCACCGUCGAAUUCAAACGGUUUCUUGGCUCUCUGACGACUGUUGUCGACGAUUGUCUGAAACACGAUUUGAUUCCAAUUAUCUCCUGGAUACACCACCACGCAGAAGCCUACGCUACAGAGAAGGAUCGUGUCGCCUAUGUUGGUUGGUGGACAGCUGUGGCACGCCAGUUAAAGGACAGGGAUUACAGACUGAGUUUCAAUCUCUUCACAGAACUUGGAAUUGACACUUGUAAAGAGGAAGGGAAAAGUUGCGACAAAAGUCUUCGCAGGAGAACAGACAAAUACAACGAGUGGACAAAAGAUGUAACAAAAGCGAUUCGAGGUACGGGUGGAAAUAACACAAAGCGAAUACUCAUUCUUGGGUCACCAGGAAAAACUGCCAAGGACUUACCUAAAAUCGAUUCAGAAAUUUACAAAAAUGAUCGAUAUAUGAUGGUUGAAUGGCAUCUUUAUGCUUCAGGGCCAAACAAAGAGAAGGAUUCUCAAAAGUAUUGGAGUGGUGAUGGUAAAUCUGGAGGCCAAGCAAAUGUCGAAGAAGCAAUUAGCUACGCGACGAGUUUUUCGAACAAGACUGGUCUGCUGACCUAUCUUGGUGCUUGGAUGCCUCACGAUAACGCAAACGGAGGCAUAACAGAAACAGAAGCCAUAAAAUUUGCCCGUUUCUUUGUUAAGGAGCUGCGUAAGGAGAACAUACCAUGGUCCCUGAACGUUCUGGACAAC
Molecule: messenger RNA, 5212 nt
Organism: Pocillopora meandrina
Lineage: Eukaryota; Metazoa; Cnidaria; Anthozoa; Scleractinia; Pocilloporidae
Source: the annotation of a GenBank genome assembly